AAAUUAACCAAGAUUUUAUUCUAAAUUAAUUAAAGUAGUGUAUAAAUUUCCAGUAGAAUAUCGUGUAUAUAAUUUAUUAUAAAAUGAUAAACGUUUUAACGUUCCAGCGAUUUGUUUACCUAGGUAUUUUUUACCAAGGUUAAACACUCAUUUUCGCAUUUUCCGCCCAAAUAUUUCCCACUAGAUGGUGCUGAUUGUCAUGACGAAAUUUCCUCUUCCGUCAUUUAACCACCUAUUGGUAUAAAAUUUGAACUUCUUUGUUUGAUUUUACAGUUUUAUUGGCGUUUCAAACAUCUAUUCCAAGCUGGACUUUACAGCACGCGACGAGAGAUUUUUAAUUUAACCGUUAAGAUUGUUUGUGUUUACAAUGAAUCCCAAUUACUCGUUUAUCAGUAACGCCUCUAUGGAAUCGUCGAUACUCGAUGAAACCGAUAUUUUUUUCGGGCCGGUUACCGAGAAAGAAAAAAACUUUCGAAGAAAAUUCGAAGAUAAAGAGCAAAAAUUGCAAGACAGAAGAAAAGAGAGAGACCCUAAGGAUGACGUCUAUUUUGAAAGACGACGAGUACCCUUGAAAGAUUCACAAAAGCCUAAUAUGAAUGAGAGUUUAGAAUUCAGCCUCAUUGAAGCAUUCGGUGACAAGUCAAUUUCUGAUGUUGAACGAACAUACGAAUCUCGUAGAUAUUCACCCUCGAACGCUCUUAACGAUGCACUUGAUAGUUCUGCUCUAGAGAAUCUUCUCAAUAAUUCUCAACACGACAAUAAUCACAAAUUCACAAGUAUGGAUGAUAGCUUUAUAGAUAGUCGGCGUCCAGUAUCACCAUUUCUUUUUCGAAACAGUGGUAGAGGACGAUUUAGGUCACGUGCCAUGGUUCAGUUAGAUUUUGAAGAAGACAAGGAAAACGAUAAACCGAGUCCUGUAAAAUUGAAGGUGGCAUCUUGUCAAGAUUUGAAUCGUCUAGGAAAUAUCGUUAAACCAAUUCCUAUUAAAGCUUCAACGCAAUCCGUUGAAAAUCUAAGGAAAUUCGAGGAGUUAUCUUCCGCAUUCAAACCGAUAUCUAGAUCCGAAACAAACUUGACUCCUAAGAAAGAAAGUAAGUUUGUUGACCUAAGAAAUGAAAUUGUAAAGCAAAGAAGUUGGAACACGAACGAUGUUUACAAAGAGAAUCGUUUGUUCUUCGACAUGAACUUUAUUGAGGAUCAGUAUACGUACAGGCAAGAAAUGAAAGAGAGAGCCGAGAAAGACAUGAGCCAUUUGGAUUUAUCUAUCGGACCAACUAAUGGCAUUCCGUCUCCUAUAUUGAAAAAUAGACCUUAUCAAAGGAUUCAAGUGGUAACACGUGUGACGCAAUUAAAUGCAGCUCAGAGCACAAAGUAUGGCCUCAGUCCAGCAAUGAAAGCUGAUGAAAGGGUAACAGUUAGAGCUGCCAGAAGAAAAAUGGUACCCCAUAUGAAUCAGAUGAAUACUCCUACGAAAGCGUCCAUCAGAAAAUUUGCUCCAAUGUCCGAGCCAAAGAAGAAAGCCGAUGGCGUUGGUCACCGAUUCGCAACUCCACAAACAAAGAGAACUUGCGUAAUGGGAUCCGGAGCAAACCGGUCUUCCAAGUGUCGUAUACCAAUCAGAAAAACAGAUUCUUCAACUAAAGACAAAGAAUCGAAGAAGAUAAGACAACCUAUUUGGAGAUAAAUUGUAACAAAUUUAUCUCUCAUAGAAACCAUUUUCACUGGUAUAUUUAAAACGAAGUAACUUACGUAGAAAGAAAUUAAAGAGAAAAUUUAAUUUUAGUCAGUCUGGUGAGACAUUUGCUAUGGCCGAUUAGUCAAUAAAAGUUUUUUAUAUGUUUUUUUUUUAUACUAUUCGUCUAUUAAACAUGCUUUUUUCAUUAUAUAAAUUUUUUUAAUUUUUCAUCGAUUUUCUUAUAAAAACAAAGUAAUUUAUUUACAUUAA
Molecule: messenger RNA, 1945 nt
Organism: Dimorphilus gyrociliatus
Lineage: Eukaryota; Metazoa; Annelida; Polychaeta; Dinophilidae
Source: the annotation of a GenBank genome assembly